Messenger RNA from Papilio polytes (common Mormon), 2723 nucleotides. RefSeq names its product organic cation transporter 1-like. Gene Ontology annotation, biological process: transmembrane transport. Lineage: Eukaryota; Metazoa; Arthropoda; Insecta; Lepidoptera; Papilionidae. Bases 639 to 2708 code for a protein of 689 amino acids. Gene Ontology annotation, molecular function: transmembrane transporter activity. The record is from RefSeq and is a predicted model, not a curated record. The transcript is spliced from 12 exons. Gene Ontology annotation, cellular component: membrane.
UUGCAUACAUUAAUUCAGUCUGAAUGUCACAGUGCUAGUUGGUGGAGCAAUUCUAGUAAUCUAUUGACGCUACACAAACGUUCAUCGAACACAUUCGCAACGUAUCGGACUAUUUCGGACUUCAAUGUGGCGGGAAAGUGAUUUUUAACGUCUUUUUAUAGUCAGCCAGUGAAUUCUUUUUAAAAAGUAAUAUAUUUUUCAACCAGUGGCAGGAAAGUGUACUUUUUUAAACGCCUUAUUAUUUUCAGCCAGUGAAUUGUUUUUUAAAAAAACUAAAAUUCUUUUCGGCCAAGGCGGCAAAGUUUACUUUUUUAAAUGCCUUAUUAUUUUUAGCCAGUAAAUUGUUUUUUUUUAAACUAAGAUUCUUUUCGACCAGUGAUGGGAAAGUGUACUUUUUUAAACGCCUUACUAUUGUCAGCCAGUGAAUUGUUUUAAAUAAAAGUAAAAUUAUUUUUGAUCAGUGCAGUGGCGAUAAAAUGCAUUUUUUUAAACGCCUUAUUAUUUUCAACCAGUGAAUUGUUUUGAAUAAAACUAAAUUUUCAGCCGAUGACAAUUUCGUGAUAAAAAUAUCAGUUCCUCAGAAAUGUUAGCAUUUAAUUUUGAACAAAUUAAAAAAGAAAAACGUAGUAGGAAUCAAAAUGACAUCUUGGACCAAAGAAUUGGAUGAAGCAGUUGUUUUAGCAACGAGCAAAGGAACAUGGCAUAUUUUCCUUUUUUAUCUUCUUUGUAUAUUAGCAGCUUUACCAACUUCUUUUUUAGUCUUCUCUCAGAUAUUUACCAACGCCACACCGGAACAUUGGUGUGCUCCUCCGCGUCUACUAGAAGACCUAUCACUACCUGACACAUUACUUCGAGACCUAACUGUACCUAAGCGCAAUGGAGUCUAUGAAUCAUGUACCAGCUAUACAAUAGACUCAAAAGGUCUGUUGGCAGCGUUACAAGAUUAUGUGGAUGAAAGAACAGAAAUACUUCGUAAGGACGGAGUACUUCAAACGUUAAAAACACAUCUGGUUCCUGCAACUGGAAUCGACGAACGUGAGAAACAAAUAGAAAGAGUUAUAAAAACUGUAGAGUUACUAAGGAACAAAACAACCAAAUGCACUAAUGGAUGGAGAUUUAGUACUGAGGAAUAUCCGAGGACACUUGUUACAGAGUAUUCCUUAGUGUGUGAAAAAGAAUGGCUAGCACGACUUAGUUACACACUUUUCUGGGUUGGAUCAAUAUUUGGAAACCUUCUCUUCGGUUGGAUGUCUGACAGAUACGGGAGGCGGCCGACAAUUUUACUGAUGAUAUAUCUUGAAGUGCCGCUGGCAAUAGCAACAGCGUUCCCUAAUUCGUACACAACUUACAUAGUCCUACGAAUUGUCGGUGGCCUCUUUUUCCCUGCGUUGUAUCAACAGCCUUUUAUAUUGGCUUUAGAAUUAAUGCCACCUUCUCGAAGACCGAAUGUAGGAAUCGUCGUGGGUAUGCUCUUCGCUGGAGGAAUCAGUUUAUUAGCUGUUAUCGCUUACGCUGUCAGAGAUUGGUUUCACCUGAGCUUAGCAACAAGUCUUCCUUUCAUUGUAUGUUUUGGUUACUACUGGUUGAUACCAGAAUCACCGAGAUGGCUUGUCGGUAAAGGUCGCAUUACCGAAGCUGAAGAAAUAUUCAGAAUGCUGGCGAAGAAAAAUGGAAUCUAUUUAUCUGAAGGAUUUCUAAUAAAUAUACACGAGAAUCUUGUGAACAAAAACAACGUAGAAGAAAGAUCCAAUAUGAUAGCUAUUGAUAAAAACAUAGUUGAAACGCCAGAAAUGAUUGAAAAUAAAGAUUUAACUUGUAGAAUAAACAAUAUGCUAAACUUUAAGCCAGAUGUUACAAUAUCCAAAGAUAUAAGAAAAAUAAACAAAACAAUACUAAAUGACGCAAAAGAGGUUGACCUAGAAGAAAGUACAGAUCUUUUAGAAGAAUUGCAAACUUUAGAGUUACAAUCAAAAACAAGUACUACAAUGCAAAAAAUAACAAAGAUAUUCAACACAAAUAGAACUGAAGAAAGUAAAAUUAUAGAUAUCUCAAACGAGAAUUACGAGGCAUCUCUUCUUGACAUAUUCAGAUAUCCAAAUAUAAGAAGGAAAUUUCUGCUUUUAACAUUCGAUUGGAUAUCAUUAGGAGUUAUUUACAACAGUUUAAGUUACAACACAUCGAAUUUAGGAGUCAAUGAUCAUUUGGCAUUCUUUAUUGGUGGAGUAGUGGAGAUUCCUUCUUAUAUUUUGGGUUGGCAAUGCAUGGAGCGUUUCGGUCGAAGAUGGGUGCUUUGUGUAUUUAUGUCUGUCGGAGGACUGGCUUGCUUAAGUUGUGCACUAGUUCCAGAAGAUAUGCCAUGGAUAAUCGUUGCCUUAGCAUUGUCAGGAAGACUCUUCGUAGCAGCAGCUUUUGCAGUAUUCUAUGUUAUGAUUGGAGAACUGCUACCUACUGUGUUGAGAGCCCAGGCUAUUGGCUUGGCGUCAUUCAUUACUGGUUUGGGUCUUUUAGCCUGCCCUUAUAUUGUACAUCUAGCAGUAUACGGUCGUACUCUUCCAUUAAUUUUAAUGGGCUUGCUCAGUAUUGUUGCUGGGGUGAUACCACUAUUCCUGCCAGAAACACUCAAUCAACCGCUACCUCAGACUUUAAAAGAUGGAGAAAUGUUUGGUAGAAAUAUUAAACUAUUAAGUUGUGCUACAAUUUCUGAAUAAAGAGUUUUUUUUUAC